Protomyces lactucae-debilis is the source of this 450-nucleotide messenger RNA. RefSeq lists its product as uncharacterized. The annotation marks the transcript as partial. NCBI's taxonomy places the organism in Eukaryota, Fungi, Ascomycota, Taphrinomycetes, Taphrinales, Protomycetaceae. The record is from RefSeq and is a predicted model, not a curated record. The transcript has a single exon.
GACGAUGCAGAAUACGACCGCCUCCGCGACGCUGCUUCCCACGAAGCAGAUCUGCGCGGCCGUUGCUUCGAAGCCUCUAAAAAGGCUUACAACGAGGGCAAUGGUGCACUUGCUCAUGAGAAAUCAGAAGAGGCCAAAGAGCAUGGUAAGAAGAUGGAGCAAUUCAACGAACAGGCUGCGUUGUAUGUCUUUCGCGCCAACAACGCUUCGUGCCAGCCAGAUGAGCUGGAUCUGCAUGGACUCCAUGUUGAUGAAGCCAAGCUGUACACGGAGCAACGCGUCAUGGCAUGCAAGCAGCGUCGGGAGGACCACUUGCACAUUAUUGUCGGCAGAGGCAACCACUCUGUCAACCACAUCCAAAAGUUGAAGCCUGCGAUUGAGGAGCUCUGUCAGCGUUAUGGAUUCGAGUACUCGACUGAGCAAAAUGAGGGUCGCAUCUUUGUCAAAUUU